GUUGUGAACUGCGCCUGCGCCUCCCAAUCCAUACCUAGAACUUACUUUCUCACGAACAUCUUUAUCAUUGAUGCCUCUAGCCGGUGAAACUCUCACUACCGCUCCCACCGCGACCAUGACCACCCUCAAAGGCGAAUCACUUUCAAGUUAUCCCCUCCUCGCAAGUCGAGAACAGACACCAAACAGUGAUGAAGAUAAAACAGCCGACUCAUCGUCUCCCCCCUCUCCCAGUACCGAAUAUGUUUUCAAUGAAGCAGAAUGUCUGUUCUGCAACGAGAUGAGCACAGAUUUGGACCAAAAUUUGGCCCAUAUGUCAAAAACUCAUGGUCUAUUUGUAGAUUCGACGAAUCUAUUGGUAGAUAUGAGCACCCUCGUUGGAUAUUUUCAUCUGGUCAUCUCCGGAUAUUACGAAUGUCUCUACUGUGGAACACAGCGAAACACUCGGCAAGCAGUGCAGCAGCACAUGAUGGCAAAGGGACACUGCAAAUAUGAUCUCACAAACAAGGAGGCUGAGUACAGAGACUUCUACGACUUCCCCACGUCAGAUGCAGAAGAAGAAUUGUACCACAAUCUCCAUGCCAGGCAUUCCCCAUACGAUACUCAACUUCGAGCGCAGGCCAGGACGAGGAGACAACGAGCAGCAAAUGCUUCAGACGUCACUGGAACAGGCCACAAUAUUACCUCGUCUCCUUCUGAUCAAGCCUUGCAGACUCCGGCCGCAUAUGCACAGACCGAUGCCGAAGUAACCCCAAGUGCUGCCGAGCCCACCUCUCGUUCCAAUGCCGAAGUGAGUACAAGAGCACUGAAGCAAGAAUUUGCCCUCAACAGCCAGCUUGCACAACUUCGUGCUGAAGAUCGGAGAAGUCUCAUGCAUUUACCGAGUUCACAACAAAGGGCAGUUCUUGCAAAUCACCACAAACAAAUGGAGAAGGCAAGAAGGACGGAGCAGACACAUCGCGGUCGUUUGGAAACCGCUGGGAACAUUUUCGGUCGUCUGGGCACAGUCAGAUUGGUACGGCAGCCUCCCCAUUUCGGAAAUGUUUCUGGUCUGAAUCGAUGAGCCUUCUGGGUUUCCGGGUUAUGACAUGGUAUUGCCUUUGAUGUGUAAGAUUAGUGACCUGUUGUGGGGCUUGUCCAUGAUAUUGCAUGCAUCAUGGAAUUGCGGAUUCUCGACAUCGUACGGAGUUUAAAGGCUCAAAUAGCUCAUUCUUAGAAGAUGUGAAGUGGGAAGCAAUAG
Exophiala oligosperma is the source of this 1237-nucleotide messenger RNA. RefSeq lists its product as uncharacterized. The coding region runs from base 71 to 1060 and encodes 329 amino acids. Gene Ontology annotation, biological process: ribosomal large subunit biogenesis. Gene Ontology annotation, cellular component: preribosome, large subunit precursor. NCBI's taxonomy places the organism in Eukaryota, Fungi, Ascomycota, Eurotiomycetes, Chaetothyriales, Herpotrichiellaceae. The transcript has a single exon. The record is from RefSeq and is a predicted model, not a curated record.